This is a messenger RNA of Linum trigynum, 6270 nucleotides long. The record is from the annotation of a GenBank genome assembly. NCBI's taxonomy places the organism in Eukaryota, Viridiplantae, Streptophyta, Magnoliopsida, Malpighiales, Linaceae.
UAUUGUUCCAAACUAGAAAUAUGCAAGUGCCAUCCAGUAAUAACUCCUUAAUCCCAAUGACAAUCCAAACAACAAAAAAACAUGUGGCGGCAGCAGAGUGCACAGAAAUUUAAUAUCUCCAGAAGUAGUUGUAAUAAUUUUGAUAUUUUUUUACUAUAAAUAGCAACAGAUGAACGACCAAGGUGGGAUUUCCUUCCCUGCUCGUCUUCUCCAUCUCUCUCUUUCCACUUAUGGCAGCAACAACACCACUCGCCCGAGUCCACUCGGCCACCACCGCCUCAGCUCGUUUUCAACUCGUUCCUUGUGAUUCUGAGUCGACUCAGUACCUCCUUUGCUCCACUUGAGCGAGUUGUAAGUUUCCUGCAACUCCAUUUAUGCAUUCAUAUGAUCUGUCUGGGGGAUUGUUCAUUCAUUCAUUUAUAUGUGAGAAAGCACAAGCAGAAAUAGCAUUGACAAUGGUGGUGGGUCUUCCAUCCCAAUCCUUUAUUGCUUCUCUCUUGGGUUUCUAGCAUGGGUGCCUUGUGAUGUGAUCAAAGGAGUUACUGAUUUCGUUUCUCAAAAUCAAUUUUCUUCAGAAAGUCCCCGUUUUCUUUUCCUUGGCAAAUUUUUUGUUGUUGGAAUUUCUCUGAGUCAAGUCGAAAGAAAGAAAUUGGAAGCUUUGGCCUUCGGAUGUUUGCUGUGCCAACUGGGGUUUGUUUGUUUUUGCGGUUUAGCUUUCUUUUCUAAUGGAAUUUGUAAAUUUCACAUUGGAGAAACCCUCUAGUUUGCUUUUUUUUGUCGGUUCGGGUGCAUUGUGUGGAUGUAAAGAGUAGGAGAUAGAGAUGAGGAUAAAUAAAGGAGGAAGGUUAGGAUGGGCCCUUUUAUUGAUGGAAUUUAAUGAAUGGUGGGUAAUGGUACUGGGGCAUAUUGUUUUUUUCCAAUUGACAUGUAUGUAUGGUAUGGUAUUUAUGUAUGUAUGUGUGUGUGUGUGUCAUGGAAAAGAAAAUGAUGAUUGAGCCCUUUGUGAACUCUCCAUCUCAAAACAUAUGUGGUUCCUUGAGAAGAGAAGGAAAGGGGAUUGGAUUUGUGUGGUUUGGGAUGGAACUUGAACUAGAGGCAUAGAUAGAAUUUUUAGUUGCCUUGCAGCCUGUUAGCCAAUUGACCUAGAGUACUGUGCCAACUCAUGGAUAAGAUUGUUUAUAUGUCAAGGACUGUGUUAUACAUUGUCCUUGCACCUUAGGGCACUUAACUCCUCUUGACGAUAAAAACAAACAAAUAGCUGAGGUGUUAUUAAGAGCUAGCGGAGAUGCUCAAAUUUGUAACAAGGUAAGUGCUACGAAGUUUUGGCAAGGAGGGUAAGCAUUAAGCAAGGAAAUGUUGUUUUUUUCUUGUUGUCUUUUUGGAAGGGUUAGGCAAGAAGUGUUUGUAGCUUUGACGUUGAAGUCACAUCUAUAGACUUGAAAUUCAAGGAUUCACAAGUGGACUAAAAUGUAAGCAAGGCAGUGUUUGUGGCUGUAACGAGGAACUCACAUCUAUAGACUUGAAAUUCAAGGAUUUGCCAGUGGACUAAAAUGUUUGUAGUGUGCCUAUUGCUAUUGCUUUCUACAAGUUAGGGACCAGUGUAGGAAUCGUGUUGCAUGGUCCUAUUCCUAAAUGAAUUGAACAGAAAGACUUACUGUAUGAGAUGGAUCCCAAGUUGCUUUGUCGUUAUUGUUGACUAUGAAGUUUUCAUUUACUUCUUUAUGAGUGUGGUAGCCCAAUCUAUCUACCCAACUAUUUUCUAGGGGAAGGCAGAUCAAGUUCAUCAAUCCACAACACAUGUGGGUGUAUGAAGAAUUGGAGGAGAGCAAUUAAUAUUUUGAGCUCUAGUUGUUUGAUAAUGAAGUGACAGAAUUGAUCACUGUCUAUGAGGUCCCCAUGCUGUAAAUGGGGCUUGACUUGUGGUCUGAAUUUCUUCUUUUUAACUGUUCCUUUGAGGCUAGUAACUAUUCAUGACACAAAAUAAACCCUGUCGUGGGUAGCUCAUUUGUUGUUACCACUUUCCUGGAAUGAUGAGAGUGUCAGUUGCUAGGGAUCCGAACAACUGUCUGAAGGUUUGAUACUGUCCAACUAUAUAGGUUCGUUUCCUAAAAUGAAUUAAGGUUAUGUUACCGGCCUGAUUCCUUCGAAUAUUUGUCCUAAUGAUGAUGAUUAUAGAUAAUGCUAUGUUAGGAACUUUUGUACCUUUUAUUGCUGUUCUGAAGUUUUGGUAUGUUAAAAAAGGAAGGUGCUAGUUUCCCUUUGAAAUCUAUGGUUCUGGUGCAAUUUAUAGCAAGAGUGCUGACUCAAAUGCUACCAUUGAUUGGAGAGGAGACGGUAAGAAUCUGCAACAAAAGUUAGGAUUGUCGGAUAUGGUAUAUUCUUUACUGAUGUGGUUCUAAAUUCUUUUGGUGCUCUCUGAGUAGGAUUCUGCUUGGAUGGAGGCUGGUAGAGGAUUUUAUUGCCUGUGCUGCUGCGGUAAAUUUGUGGCUGGUGGUGGUGGUGGGGUUGUUGUGUUGUGACCAUUCAGGUGGCAUGUGCUAAGUGUUAUUGUCUGGGCCAGAAUGGGAAGGGGGAAGAUCCACUUGAAGACCCCUGACAAAUUUAAUUCCACUUGUUUGCUUGAUGGGAAAGUAGAUUAAUCACCUCGCCUGAAAGGGACACCCUUUUUUUCUGGCCAAAUAACACUUUGUUUCCUGUUUGUUUUCAUCAUCUUCAUUUCUGUGGUACCUGGAGUCCUCUUUAGAAUUCAGGGGAAGAGAGGUUGGUAAUCUGUUUUCCUUGAAGGGAACAUCAGAAGUUUCUCUUUAAAACCUGUUGUAUAACUCUGGGUUUUGGAAGGUGAAACAACUGAAAACCUAAAGGUUCGUGCUUUAAGCCAAUCUCAACUUUCCUCAAGUCACUUGAGAUGAAAUUUACCCUUAUCCCGUUUUGCAUGUUUUAUGUUCUGUACAUGUAGAUUGAGCUGUGGUUUCCAGCCUGCAAAGGGGCCUUCAGCGUUUCCAGCCUUCUGUCCUUUUACUGCUUCAUUCCAGCUUGCUGUAAUUAGCUAUUUUGAACUCUGAAUGCUAGAUAUUGGAGUAGAUGUAUCUAUGAAGGCAACUGUAAAUGAGACAUACUGAUAGAACCACACUAUUUCUCUCAUUCUGUGACGACUACUUCUGUUGUUAUGGAGUGGAAUUUGAAGGCUGCAUCAGAUUGGGACUGGGAUAACAUAACUGGGUUUAGCUCCAAGACAUUUGGCACUGAGAAACAAGUAAAGCACUUCUUAACCCUUGAUGAUGCUGAAGAAGGGCUUGGAGGAAUCGAUAGUGGAUACAUCUACUCCCAUGGAUGUGGUGGUGGUUUUUCAGGCUCUGAUUCAGGACAUGGCUCCUCAUCUAAGAGCUCUGUGGAAGGACUUCCUGACUAUAUCAGUAAGAAACAUUUGAGCAUCGUGGGAAAUGUUGAGAAUGUUUCAACCAUGGAUGCUUCUACUAGCUUUGGGGAGCAAAUAAUUGGUCCGAAGCUUGGUAAAAGGACGUACUUUGAAGAUGUAUACGCACCUGGAAAUGCCAAGUCAUCAUCUUUGUCUGCUUGCAUGAUUGCUAGCUCCUUUGUUGCUGCUGGAAAGAGAACUAGGGCCUCGUGUCAGAGUUUACAAUCACCAUGCUGUCAAGUUGAAGGAUGCAACCUUGACCUCAAGUCAGCUAAAGAUUACCAUCGGAGGCAUAGAAUAUGCGAGAACCACUCAAAAAGUCCCAAGGUCAUUGUUGCUGGUCUGGAACGUCGGUUUUGCCAGCAGUGCAGUAGGUUCCAUGAGUUGUCAGAAUUUGAUGACAAAAAGCGAAGCUGUCGUAGACGUCUGUCCGAUCACAAUGCACGUCGUCGCAGGCCGCAGUCAGAGGCACUCCAAUUCGGUUCAACUCUGUCUGCAUCGAUAUAUGAUAAUAGACGGCAGAUGAACGUUAUGUGGAAUAGGGUUCCUUUACCAGCUAAAAGUUUCACAUGGCCAAGUAGUUGUGGGCUUAAAUUCGCACAAGCAGGAGAUUCUUUCCUUAGAUAUGCGAAAACAGAAGGCAUGAGUAGGCAGAUGAGUGACUUGUCUAAUGAAUUGAAUGACUCAACUUCUACAUUGCCAAUGAUCUCAGACAAGGGUCUGUCUUUCAGGAGCAGUACACCUCAGAUCUUUAAUCAAGGUUUCGAGGGGUCUGCGGUAACUUGUAACCAAGAGAUGAACCCUGAGUUAGGGGGUGCUCUCUCUCUUCUGUCAACCACUUCCUCCUGGGGUAUGAAUGAGCCUCCUGAUUUAGCUCCGUUCGACCAGCUUAUGCUCGUGAACGAAACAAGUACGGGCCAGACGAUGAUGCACGCAGAACCGCAGAGUUGGUCGCUCUCAUCAUCAGAAAAUGCGCCAAUGGAGUCCCGGGUGAAUUCAUUCGAUUUACAAGACAAUGAAAGUAUCAGUUUCCAGAAGUUCCAGCCGUUCAAAACACCUUAUCACUCCAACUGCUUCUACUCUGAGAUGGACUAAGUUGUUGGAAACUGAUGCUUAGUAUGCUGAUCCAUCCUAUGAAUUGUUGAUUCCGGUGUUGCGUUGUUAACUGGGUUUUCUCAGCAAGCCAAAAACCAAUUGCCCUUCUCCCUAUCCUCAUUCCUAGUCAAUUGUUAAUUGCUGUUGAACUCAGAUUUUGCUUUCUUUGCAAACGUUUGGUUGGACAGGCUUAGAAUUCUCUGGUUGGACGUCAAUUGCUUAGGUGAAUGAAUGUUGGGUUCACUUCUUGAUCAUUGGAUGUGAGAUGGUUAGCGUUCCUAGCAAGUUGGGACUUUAUCCAAUGUGGUUCCUGAAUUUGGUGAAAUGAAUAAAGUUUCAAAGACAAUCAACAAUGUUAAUGAUUUUUGUAUCGUUACACUUUUUUUUUUGUUGAAAAAAUGGGAUACUAAAAGGGCGUCACUGUCUCACACUUAUAUUAAACGAGAUUAGACCAAAGACCUGCUUUCCCAUUUCAGUGUUGUUGAUUGACUUCAUCGACUCUGCUCAAAAGGACACUCUUAAAAGAUUCAAUGGUAUUUGCUUAGUUAGGCCACUUCAACAUUGCUACUAUCCAUGGAGAUUUUCAAAGUCACUGACCGUGACAGUGCUGACUAAUUUUCUCUGUAUCGUUUCAAUUUUAUCGAAUGUCCCCGAAGAGACGACGGUGACAGUGCUGGGCUAGCACAAUUGACUGAUUUUGGACUAAAAUAGCACCCAAGUCAAGUAGCUAUAAUUUUUUUUUCUCUAUACAUUAUUAUGUUGUGCCACAAACGGUCAAUCUGCUUCACUAUUAUCUGCACAUUUCUACAUACUUUUUUGGUGGUGCGUGAAAUGAAUAGUGUACUAGUUAAUAAUAUCUCAGAUUAUAUGAUGGAUAGCUAGGUUGUUAACUUUCAAUCGUUUCUAGAUCUGUAUGUUUUGGAAAUUAAUGUGGUGUUGAUUAUUUGUAUUUCAAUUCUAAAUAGGAUACAAAUUAUAUGUUGUUUUCCCGUGAGAAAAUCUAGAUGAACAGAAUUGGAUUUUGCACCUUUGACUUUCAAACAAACGAUUAACAAACACGGUCCACACCUCUUUGAACAAAGUUCAAACAAGGUUGUUCGAUGUUCUUGAUGAUCUACGAGACAAACUAAUUUACAUUAACUCUACUCCUAUGGAGGUUCAGUGAGAGCUCUGAAACUACAACUAUGGCUAUGACUACAUUUGCAGAGGAAAAGGUAAAGAUAAAAGGAUAAAAUUUGACAUUGUGUUGUCUGGUGUGAUUUUGGCGAACCCCUCCUCUGUUGACUUCACUUCCUAUUUAUAGCCACAAGAAGUAACUGCUUUCAAAAAACCUCUCUGUUGAUGUGGAGUGAUGGUUACUCUCUUCAACUGCUCCACUUAUGCCCUGACGACGGUAGUGCCCUCCUCUAGUCCUCUUGAGACUUCACUCUCGCUCUUGGUAUCUUCUCCGUAGCUUUGCUUGUCUAUAGAGAAAAAAUGGCUAAGGCAUGAAAGUAGACCACGUGCCACAUAUGGGUGGAUACUCGAAUCACCUGAGUCAAAAUGGCAAAAAUAAUUCAUCAUUACGAGAGUAGGGAGACCACGUGGAUGACCCCCCUUGACCACCUCAUGGUGGUGGUGUCCAGGGGCAACGCCCCGCGGUGUACGGGCUCAAUGUUAUUUGGGUUCGGGUUCUAGGCCUGGUCUGUAGCAGUUUUCUUUGCCAUAUUGGAUUAGCUUUAGACCCAUAUGGAGAAGUACUAUAAAUACUUCUCAUACUC